Molecule: messenger RNA, 1450 nt
Organism: Megalobrama amblycephala (Wuchang bream)
Lineage: Eukaryota; Metazoa; Chordata; Actinopteri; Cypriniformes; Xenocyprididae
Gene: endouc
Product: endonuclease, polyU-specific C
Exons: 8
Coding region: 134-1123 (329 amino acids)
Molecular function (GO): RNA endonuclease activity
Source: RefSeq, a predicted model, not a curated record
GCCCAUUUUGGUGUACAUUUUCAUUCUACUCCAUUAUUCUUUUGCUAUAAUGCAAAUGGUUUACUCAGACAACGUAUUUGGGUGUAUUCAGGCAUGAGAACAUCGUCAAGGGUCACUUCACAGGGCGUGCUAUAUGAAAACCACACAAAUUCGCUUUCCUCUGUGUAACGUUACUCUCUUCAUAGCCUCAACCAUGCGCGGGCGGUAUGAUUGUGGAUGGAUCCUUGUGCUGUUGGCACUGAUUAAUCCCAGUGAUGCAGCAAGUCAAACUGUAAACCAGGAGCUUUCGAAUAUUUUCAAUGAGCUCUGGAAGCUGGAUGUGAAUCGCCUGAAGCCUGGAACUGAUUAUAAAAUCACACUACAGGGCAAAGCUGGUUACAUACCACAGGGAAGCACAAGUGCAGUAGACCAUGCCUCAUCCCCACUGUUUUCCAGUGUCGAUGAGGCCAAAUUGAACAACAUUACCACUUAUGCACGUUUCAUGAAGCUUUUGGACAACUAUGAGAGGUCCACUGGUGUGGCAGAGAGGGUGACCACUGAGGAGGUGACCGAAAAUAACUCCUUUCUGGAUGCUAUCUUAGAUACAGCGGUCAUGAAGCGUGCCCACCGGUACCUGAUUGGUAAGAGGAAAUCACGCUCAGAUCUGAGACAGUUUAAGAGUCAGUUGUACUACAUGUGGUUCCGUCUUUAUCAUAGAGACAGAAAUGGAGGAGAGGACUCCAGUGGAUUUGAGCAUGUGUUUGUUGGGGAAACCAAGUUUGGCAGAGAAAUCAUGGGUCUUCACAACUGGGUCCAGUUUUACCUGCAAGAGAAGCAGAAUCUUCUUGAUUACAAGGGCUACAAAGCCAAGGACAAUGAUGUGCCUGAUGACGAUGACCAUGUCUUGAACGUGCAGUUCAGCUGGCAUGGUUUGGUCAAGCCAGUGGCCAGUGCCUUUGUUGGUGUGAGCCCUGAGUUUGAGAUGGCCAUCUUUACCAUCCUGUUCCUCACAUCCACUGAGAAGACCACCACAGCUGUGGUCAAUCUGGAUGAGUACCAGCUGGAGAUGGUGGUGCACAGACAUGGCCGCUCUAUCGGGACCGCUUAUCCCAAACUGCUGAGCAGCAACAACAGACACGUAUAAAUCCCACACUAACCUGAGAGUAGCUUUUGAGCUUUUUUACAUUUAAAAAAAAAAAAAAAAAAAUCUUUUAAAUGCAUAUUGUAAUUUUAAAUACAUAGAUAUUUGUUGUGUAUUGGAGAAGUCUUCAUUUUAGAUGCUUGUGUUUACUAAUAUGUUAAAGUACACUAUGCUCAAUUUAUUUUAAAAUCCAAGCAAAUAUAAAAUUUUCUCAUAUAAUGGUCAUUUCUUAUAUGUUUUAUAUCUGUUUGCCUAUUUUGACCACGACUGCUGUUAUAUACAUUGUUGGUUAUGGAAAAUAGAGCUUUCACAUUAAAAAGAAUUUCUUGA